Messenger RNA from Paramormyrops kingsleyae, 2068 nucleotides. It is a transcript of the gene lsm12b, whose product is annotated as LSM12 homolog b. Gene Ontology annotation, molecular function: RNA binding. Lineage: Eukaryota; Metazoa; Chordata; Actinopteri; Osteoglossiformes; Mormyridae. The record is from RefSeq and is a predicted model, not a curated record.
CGUAAGUUUACGUAAAGCUGGCGCUCCGGUUUCCUGGCGGAGAAAAUGGCGGCUCCUGGACCGGGGGAGUAUUUCAGCGUUGGGAGCCAAGUCUCCUGUCUCACCUGCUUAGGGCAGCGCUUGCAAGGGGAGGUCGUGGCCUUUGACUAUCAGUCCAAGAUGUUGACUUUGAAAUGUGCUUCUUCCAGCGGAAAGCCAAACCUCUACGACGUAGUCCUGAUUAACCUAGCCUAUGUUUCGGAAGUGGAAAUAAUAAGUGACCGGACAGAAACUCCCCCGCCCCUAGCAUCAUUGAAUGUUGGCAAGCUUGCAAAUCGAGCACGGAUGGAGAAGGAAGACAAAUUGUCCCAAGCUUAUGCAAUUAGUGCUGGAGUUUCUCUGGAGGGUCAGCAGCUCUUCCAAACUAUACAUAAAACCAUCAAAGACUGUAAAUGGCAGGAGAAGAACAUCAUUGUGAUGGAUGAUGUCGUUAUCUCACCGCCUUACCAGGUCGACAACUGCAAAGGCAAAGAGGGAAGCGCUUUAAGUCAUGUACGCAAAAUCGUUGAGAAACACUUUAGAGAUGUGGAAAGCCAGAAGUCCGUGCAGCGUUCACAAGCACAGCAAACACAGAAGGACUCCGCUUUAUCAUCCUGAGCUGGUGUAGCAACCUGGCAACCCAAGCAAGAUGACAAAGGCAGUCCCCCCCCCAGUCCCCCUCCCAUUUCCAGACAAGGCCGGCAUUCCUCAGUCUCUGCCUGGGGCCGUAAGGAUGGCCAGCGGUCUUGAAGACCGAAAACAUUAAAAAGACAAAAAAAAACAGAUAAAGUUAAAUUCUCAAAUUAGAAUUUUAAAAGAUAAUUUAAAGAGAGAACAACCAUAACGUUUAACUAACUUUGUUUGUCCUGCCCUGGCCUAAACGCCACCCUCCUGCCCGUUCUCUGCUCUCUCCCCCGCCCAGUCUUCAAAGAAAAGAAAGACCAUUCAGAAAUGUUAGCUAUGUGUUCUUAUCCAUGUUCCGAAAAUUUCUGUAUUUUGAACAAAAUGUGACUUGAAAUACCACACUUGAAAAAGGACAUUUUCUAAAAUAAAAGUAACAGAAAUUCUGACUGUAAUACUGUAAUUUUAAAAGCUUUUUUUGGGAAAAACAAAAUGUUAUUUUUUAGAACAUUUACCACUGGUGAAGAGUGAAAUAAAUGAUUACAUAAAGUAUCUUUCACUUGAAAUUACACUUUAAAAGGAAAACGAGGGUUAGCUUUCGACGGCAAGUUUUUCUCCUGCAAGUUUGUUGAAGAUCGAGGGAAUAUCAGUGAAAUCUUUAGCUUCCUCUGCAGUUUGUCCACUUUCUCGAAGUCCUUUUGAUAAACAGCUCUGGCCUUUUUUUUCUUUUCAUUGUGUAAUUUCAGUGCUUAAUUUUGUCACUUUUGAGAUUCUUUUUGAUGAACUUUCAGAAUCCCUUCUGUUGGAUUGUCAUGAGUGCAAGCGAGAAUGAUUCUCUUGUCCUUAGCGUAACCUCCUUGGUCGCAUCUCCGUUCUUUUUUGGUACUGCCUUGUACAGGGUCUUCAACCCACUAAGAGGUUUUCUGGAAGCCAGGGGAACCAGCAGUUGGAGAAACAAAAUGGUUUUAAUAAUACUGACCUUAUGAUGAUACAUUUUUUCCUUCUCCAUCUGUUUUAAAAUGGUCCCUUAUUCGCCACUACAAUACCUCCUAACAAAAUGGGACCACACUUUUCUUAUGUACAUUUUUUAAGCCAAUUAGGAUGUUGUGCAUUCUGCCCAUUGGGCUACAACAGGCAGGUAAAUCCCCCAUGUUUUCCUUGUUUAACCGUAUGGUUUUGACUUUGUUCGGGAUUAUUCUCAGCCAGAUCUGUGUGUUUGGUUUGGAGAACAUUCUGAUUCCUUCCAUAAAAUUGUAGUCUAUUUAUGUUUGGGGCUUUCUGCCUCAUCUGGGCUCAGCCAUUGAGGUUUCAGCGACAUGAGCUACCUGUACAGUCAGUCCAGCUAUGUGGACAAGACUGGACCGUUUCCUACCCGAUAUUUUAUUUUUAUUUUUUAAAGUGACAUCAGAAUAAAGAGAAAGCAAAAAUA